This is a messenger RNA of Pyricularia oryzae 70-15, 359 nucleotides long. RefSeq lists its product as uncharacterized. Bases 117 to 359 code for a protein of 80 amino acids. The transcript has a single exon. NCBI's taxonomy places the organism in Eukaryota, Fungi, Ascomycota, Sordariomycetes, Magnaporthales, Pyriculariaceae. The record is from RefSeq and is a predicted model, not a curated record.
GUCGGCGGCUUUGCAUUUUCGUCAAGCCCAUUUCUUUUCAGCCUGUUUUCAACAACAACAACAAAAAAAGAAAAACAACAAAAAAAAAGACAACAAAAACCCAAAACACCGCCAACAUGAAGUUCUCAGCCACUUUCAUCUUCGCCCUGGCCGCCUCCGUCAUGGCCCUGCCGGCUCCCGAGUCCGACAACACCCAGGCUCUCGAGGCCCGCCAGGCCGGCAAGAAGUGCCGCCUCUUGAUCACGGGAGGCAAGGCCGGCACCGGCACCUGCGUCGGCAACGGCAGGCUCUGCAAGGUCGCCGACCCCGGCGCGCCCGGCGGAUCGAGGACUCAGGUCUCCAGCGAGUGCGCCGUCUAG